Messenger RNA from Linderina pennispora, 1879 nucleotides. RefSeq lists its product as uncharacterized. The record is from RefSeq and is a predicted model, not a curated record. The transcript is spliced from 6 exons. Bases 154 to 1848 code for a protein of 564 amino acids. NCBI's taxonomy places the organism in Eukaryota, Fungi, Kickxellomycota, Kickxellomycetes, Kickxellales, Kickxellaceae. Gene Ontology annotation, cellular component: plasma membrane. Gene Ontology annotation, molecular function: oxidoreductase activity.
UCAACUAUAAUCUAUCUUGACCAGCGCCAGUGCGUUGUCGUAUAUAGCUGUUUGUACUUUUAAUCUACAUCAAUCCCCGUGGCGAGCAUCCAGGUGCUGCCACCGCAUACAGGACACACAACGCUCCCCUUCCAUUGACAGACGCACAAAGUCAUGUCGCCAGACGAAGCAAAGAUGCACCAUCAGCUGUCCAAGAAGCAGAAAAUCCUGGCAUUCCUCAAGACGGUUCCUGACCGAAUCCCAGAGAUCACAAUUUCGCGGGCCGUAUUCUACAGCAUAUUCCUGGUGUACCACUUUGUGAUGCUGGGAAUCUACUUGCGCGGCACCAGCGACAGCCUGGCUGCAAUGGACAUCAUCAUGCUGGACCUGGCGAUUGCGCUGUUAGCGCAGUGCUAUGAGACGAUGCGGUUCCUGCGGCUGACGUUCGUGCCCCGGUUUAUCAACUUUGAGCGCAACAUUGCGGUGCACCGGCUCAUGGGUCUGUUUGUGGUCAAGUUCUCGCUCAUCCACACAGUGGGCGAGUACAAGGGCCUGUACGAGGUGUCCAAGUCGUUCUUCUCGCAGCAGACAUACAGGUGGUACCUGCUUGAGCGGACAUCCGGGUGGACCGGGCACUUGCUGCUUGUUUUGCUUAUUGUCAUGAUGGUCCUAUCGAUCGGUCCUAUUCGGCGCAAGCACUACGAACUGUUCCGCUUCAGUCACCAGAUCAUCUUCGUCAUCGAGCGUGCCAAGAUCCACAAGUAUGUCUCUGGUCCCCUGGCGCUGUUUGUGCUGGACAAGGCCUGGCGGUAUGUGCGGCGCAUUCGUGGGCUGGCCCAUAUCGAGUGGGUCCGGUUCUUCCCAGGCCAGGCUGUCGAGGUGCGUAUCUACGGGCCGUCAAUCAGGUUCCGCCACGGCCAGCACCUGCGAAUCAACUGCCCCGACCCCGCCGACCCGGAUGGAUACACAUUCCAGCUCAAGGUGCGUGGUGACUGGUCACUGGCCUUUGCCCAGCGGCUAGGCGCACCUGAGUGGUUCUUGGAGGAGUGCCGGGUCGAAAAGGCUCGCGCUGAGGCUGAGGCCAAGAAAAAUAAGGCGAGGCGUAACAAGAAAAUCAAGAAGCACAUGCGGUUCUCGCGCAGCAAUCUGUUCAAGAUACAUGCGCCGCAUGUCACUGUGCACACCGACAUGAGCAAGCCUGCAUACACAACUGUGCGCGAGACCCACGACAUGCCCAAGAUCUGCAUCGACGGUCCUUACACUGGCACACUUGAGUAUGCGACCAACUACAAGCAGGUGGUGCUGGUUGCUGGCGGCAACGGCCUGAACCCAAUGGUCUCGUAUCUGUACGCUGUGGUUGGCCAGCUCAAAAAGCAGGCAGCCAAGGCAAAGCAAACUGGGUCGACCGAGGCGCCUGUGCCGCCCAAGAUCGAUCUUAUCUGGGUAGUCCGGUCCAAGGGCUGUCUCAGCUGGUACCCUGAUCUGUGGCAGAUGCUGCGCGAGUCUGGGCUGGAAAUCAACAUGCACCUGCACUAUACACGCAAGGCUCUGACAGACGAGGAUGAUGCAGACACCAGUGUGCGUGCCAGCUCCUCUGACAGUGUGCAUGAAAUCGACAGCGUAAGCAAUGCAGGUGACGAGUUCAGCGAUGCCGGAUUCAACGAGCUGGGCAAGGUGCGUUUUGGCAGGCCACAGCUGAAGAGCAUCAUCGGAGAUAUUGCACAGGACGCACCGCACAAGCGCAUUGGUGUGUUUAUCUGUGGGCCGCCCAAGCUGUGCUCUGACACCAGCCGGGCCUCUCACUACUGGGCGUAUCGGCUGGUGCGCCAGCAGCGCACCUGGCUCGAGGUCCACGACGAGCCGUACUAGCACCUCUAUUCUUGCCACAACUAGAAAUAUA